AUGGGUCUAAUUAUGGCAAAAUUAUUUCAAAGCUGGUGGGCAGGGAAAAAGUACAAAAUUAUUGUUGUGGGUCUCGAUAAUGCUGGCAAAACUACUAUACUCUACAAUUACGUGACAAAGGAUCAAAUAGAAACGAAACCAACGAUAGGGAGCAACGUUGAAGAGGUGUCGUAUAAGAAUCUUGACUUUGUGAUUUGGGAUAUUGGAGGACAGGAAAGCCUUCGAAAAUCAUGGAGCACAUAUUACGUUCAGACAGACGUCGUUAUUGUAGUAAUCGACAGCUCAGAUACAACAAGGUUGCCUCUGAUGAAAGAACAACUGCAUAACAUGCUCCAGCAUGAAGAUUUGGCACGAUCUCAUGUAUUGGUUCUUGCGAAUAAACAGGAUCUUCCAGGAUCGUUGAACCCUGCCGAUGUUUCACUACAGCUCGGUCUUCAGACAUUGCGUGGUAGAAAGUGGCAAAUAAACGGAUGUUGCGCUUUGAAAGGAGAAGGGUUACCCGAAGCUCUUGAAUGGAUCGCCAACAACCUCUGA
Molecule: messenger RNA, 534 nt
Organism: Caenorhabditis briggsae
Lineage: Eukaryota; Metazoa; Nematoda; Chromadorea; Rhabditida; Rhabditidae
Gene: Cbr-arl-5
Product: Protein CBR-ARL-5
Exons: 5
Coding region: 1-534 (177 amino acids)
Biological process (GO): intracellular protein transport; vesicle-mediated transport; protein localization to Golgi membrane
Cellular component (GO): cytoplasm; trans-Golgi network
Molecular function (GO): GTP binding; GTPase activity
Source: RefSeq, a predicted model, not a curated record